Messenger RNA from Pungitius pungitius (ninespine stickleback), 1318 nucleotides. RefSeq lists its product as uncharacterized. Gene Ontology annotation, molecular function: 3'-5'-DNA exonuclease activity; nucleic acid binding. Gene Ontology annotation, cellular component: cytoplasm. The record is from RefSeq and is a predicted model, not a curated record. Bases 1 to 798 code for a protein of 265 amino acids. NCBI's taxonomy places the organism in Eukaryota, Metazoa, Chordata, Actinopteri, Perciformes, Gasterosteidae. Gene Ontology annotation, biological process: DNA catabolic process. The transcript has 3 exons.
AUGUAUUUUUUUUACAGUUUCUGUUCCUCCAAACCGAAAGAAGAGCUUGUGCGCUUCGUGUCACGAGGGACUCACCUGGUGACUCACCCGGUGACUCACCUGGUCAAUAAAAAGCGAGCUGAGAAGCGUCCCGGCCAUCAGCUGAUCACCAGCAUGCAGUCCGAGGUGAGCUCCGCUGGGUCCAUCCUGACUUCCCCGAUGUCUGAUAACGGGAGCAUCGUUUUCUUAAACCUGGAGACCACUGGAAUAAAGACCAAUGUGUGUGACAUCAUCCAGUUGUCGGCCGUCUGUGGAAAGAGAGUCUUCAACGCCUACAUCCUGCCGACCUGGGAGAUGCCGGAGGACGCCGAGCAGGUGACGGGCUUCACCGUCAGCGACGGUGCGCUGUUUCACAACGGCGUCCCCAUGAGCACCGUCCCCCUCGCCGAGGCCCUCGCCUCCUUCCUCGACUUCCUGCGCUCCUUCGGGGGCCCCGUGCGGCUGGCGGCCCACAACGCGAAGUGUUUCGAUGCUCGCGUGCUCACCAGGGAGCUGCAGCGGCUCGAGCUGCUGCCGCAGUUUGAGCAGGUGGUGUCCGGCUUCGUGGACACCUUGCCGCUGGCCAGAAGGUUGAGACCUGGUCUGGGAAAAACGGGAUACAACCUAAAUAAUCUGGUCCACCUCUUCUUGGAGAAGAGCUACGACGCUCAGAACGCGGAGGCGAAAGCCACGGUCCUGCAGGAGCUGUUCAACAACUGGGCCCCCAGCGCACAGGACGUCGAUGCGUCCUGCGUCCUGCUGACUACUGACCUCGACUAAUUUCUUUUAAAAGGAAACAGCGACGAAAUGUUCUCGGCAUGAAUAUAUCAAAUAUUUCAUUUGGCGUGUCCCAACAGUUCUGUUCUCAUGGUAUACCCUCGGGUGGUUUAUAAAAAUUGGAAUUUUAACAAAAAUGGCAGGGGAAUCAACUUUUAGUGAUUUGGAGACACAUAAAUGCUUAGAACCAGAAACAGCUUUUUUGGCCUUUGAAUUUUUACUCUGGUUUGGACACAGAUUUUUACAAAUAAAAACAGUAGCCCAGAUGUAAGCAUAAACAAUACAACAUGUAAUAUAUUAAGUACAUACAUACAUAAAUAUGUAUACAUAUAUAUGAUGGACAAAACUUAAACACCAUGUACAACAACAACAGUGAAAGAUAAUGUGGAUACUGUGUACUUAUUUGUUCAAUCAUGUCGUUAUUACAUUGUAAAUUAUAACAUGUAUUUCUGACUGUUACACUCACAAGUUGUGUUCUAUGUCUUUUGAGUAAAUAAUAGUAAAUAAAUCCAGCCACAUCGUA